GGUAAGCGCAGCGGUUGAUUGAUACUACUUGGAACUUUGUUACAAUGGUUACUGUAAGUACAACGAGGAGAACUUGACAUUUACUAUCACUACUUUCAUCCUCGUGCUCACACAACGUACUUGAUAGUUGCUCACUCACGUAUCCGCAAAUCCCGACAUCGAGGUUUUUUCCUUCACUCUGAAAAGUGAAAGUAUCAGACGUAAAUCAAAGAGAAUACGUAGUCAGAUUCCAACUACUCCCAUAUUAUAUAUACUUCCUUGCCUUGACCUUUGUUGAUACUGGUACUAGCAGGGAGCUUCCACGAACGAUGUAUCGGCUGUUUUCCCGGCACCACGAGGGGCCAAUGAUGCCCGAGGAGCUGUCACCCGACGAAAUCGACCAGCACAGGGUCACGUUAAACCCGCUGAAAAGGUUCACCAUGGACGAGCCAGCGCUGAUUGUGCGAAAGAGCCAAUUUGCGGAACUGUGCCCAGGAAAGUGUUUUUCCCAGGAGUUCUUCAGAGCUCACCAGACAGUGCGCACUUCGCAAGAUAACAAUGUUGUAUCGACCGAGCAGGUGCGUCGAUUGGAGAAGGGCGAAGAAAUCUGUAUCCUAUCCGAAUGCAAGGUGCUGGAUAGUGAUGGCUUGCGCGAGGACAUCGACUUUGGCACAGUUAGACUGAACGACGCUCUUGCCACUGCGGAACACGAAAACCUCGACGGAGAAGAUGCUGCAUGUGACCACGAAGUGCAGAUGAACGACGACGAAAACGUAGCUGUCUCGACGAACAAGUGUAAGGUGAAGGGCGGUUCAGAUGUUGGCGGAAAACAGGAAAGCGACGGUGCUGCGGAGGAUGAUGAAGCGGAAGGCUCAACGGAAAGUGACGAAGUAUCCAGCAAGAACGGGUCAGGUUGCACAUCAGAUGACGAGGACAAGGAAAAGGCGAAAAGCGUGGCGAGUGUGAGUGAGGGUAGUGGUGUUGCGCAGCCUCCUGCGGAUUUGCUGUACCAAUUAGAGUGGUUGCAGCUGCGGCGACAGCUCUUCGAUGAGAGGAAGCAAGUUUGGGAAAACCGGUUUGCUCAGCGUGCUGUGCUUGCGACUCACAUGGACACCGUCACCACUGCACCGUUCAGGGUGUCGGAGCUUUCACAUGCGGAGGCCGCUGCCUAUUCCCUCGAGAUGGACAAAGCCUUCCAGAGGCUGACGAAUAUUCCCACGGUGGCGGAGCGAGCCGUAAAGUUCGAAAUCCGGAAUAUGGCCAACGAUUGCAUCACCAGUGGCGAGUCGGGCUUUUUGAAGAGUCCCUCGCAAGACAAGAAAGUUUUUGAUGCCUACCGCCUUCGCUCUAAAGACCACGAUCCGCUUGGCUACAAGCGAUUUCACGUAACUGGCGAGGCCGGCUGGGAACUUGGAGAGCUGCGCGCGCAAGAGGUUCUCCGAGCCGCCAUCUUUCGUGAAGCAGUCCGGAGCAUGGCGCUCUUCGCCCGAGAUCAUGCCGGUCCGAAAUUGGAAACUUCCUUCCCUGAAAUUCUUCCGCGCGGCACUUUCGACCGUGGGCAACUUCUUUCCUAUACCCGCGUUGAGGAGGGUAAGGAAUGCUUUGCGGAACUUCAACAGGCUAUGAGCGCGAGGUGCACUCUUGGCUUCGUUUUCGGCAAGAAGCAUCGAAUUUUUGCCACCAAGGACAGGCCGCACUCUGAAGAUUGGAAUGAGUACUCGUGCGGGUUUAUGGCCUGCCCAUUCACUGGUGACCUAAUGCCCUAUGUGGGUCUCAUGGACCGUGGAAGAAUUGCAGCCUGGGAAGAUGGCAAAGACACUGGGGAUGGAACUCGAGAAGAAGAAUUGAAGCAAAAGACGGGUGCUUUGGUCCGCUUGAGAUUUUUUGACUACCCGGUCUUUUGGCCCGGUGAAAGUCCUUCUGCUGAAGACAUGCGCGGCCGGAAAGUGCAGGUGUCUCUUGUCGAAGCGACGCAAAAAACGGGCGAUGCUCCUGCUUGUCACAGGGCUGAGGUCUGCAUCGACUAUCCGAAGCAGUACCGCUGUGCGCAUACUGCUGCGCGCAAAGGUCGUGUGGAGCACCAGUCAUCGCGUGUUCAAGCUUUCUUCGACACGAACGAGGAAGCGAGGGAGUUUAUCGCGGAUCUGAGGCGGUUGCGUCGGUUUGUUUUCGAAGUAUCGGAGACAGACGCGUUUCGCAGCGUCAUGAAGUCGUUUGGAGACAUUUUUUCCUGGUUACCCGCGGUUUUCCCGGAUGUUAACUACGAGUUGGUCCGUCCCAAUGUGACCGGGCGCACCACGGGGAGAAUCUCUUUCAAACGCGUUGGAUUUGUGCUCGACUGCCACGACCCAGAGUUGGUACAACUGGAGUUGCGCCGUCUUGGAUCCAUGCCGUGGCUGGACGUGUGUACUUUGAUGUUGCGGGAUAGGGCAAAAAAUCGAGAGCUGUGCGGCGCCACGAUGGACGACCCCAUUACAAUUCAGCUUGUUGCGGUUAAUCCGACGAAGGUGCGUCCCGAGACAAAGACUCCUCUCGAGGAUCAGAACGAAAGUGAUCCUGAGAAGUACUACGAGUACUACGAAGCAGACUCCGACAGUAACUUGUCGUUAACCAGUAAACACUUUCCGCGCCGCGUGCAUGAAGAAGGAAUCGCAACUACGUUUGAAAACCGCGUUUGCAGGAAGAAGCCUGUGUUUAACUUUCGUUCUCUUGGAGAGUACUUCAGGGGGCGGCUUGGGAAGAACAAAAACAAUGCUGACGAGAGCGAUCCUGGUUGUACAACGUCAGACGCGUCUCUGGACAGCGACGAUUACCAAAAGAGAUACCCUCCUCGACAGAGAAGGGAAUCGGACCUAUUAUUUGAGAGGAGUGCGGAAUGGAGGCGAUUGAUGGGUCCGGCGCCUGCCGUGGAUUGGUUGGAAUUGGGUAGAAGGGCGCGUGACGAUUCCAGCGAAGACGAAUGGUAGAGUAUCUGUCGUGUUUGUUUUCACAAAUGGUGUUACUAAGACACAGCGGCGAGGCGAAAAAUAGAAGGGCCGUCUUGUCGUGGAGUGCGCUCAGAAGCGAACCGGUGAAGCGCCAUGAAACGAAAAAACACUCGUCCUGCUUGAUGAGCAUAGUCAUCACCAGUGCCAUUUUCUGCGCGUUACAU
Amoebophrya sp. A120 is the source of this 3130-nucleotide messenger RNA. NCBI's taxonomy places the organism in Eukaryota, Dinophyceae, Syndiniales, Amoebophryaceae. The record is from the annotation of a GenBank genome assembly.